Messenger RNA from Pantherophis guttatus, 2009 nucleotides. Its product is annotated as vomeronasal type-2 receptor 26-like. NCBI's taxonomy places the organism in Eukaryota, Metazoa, Chordata, Lepidosauria, Squamata, Colubridae. Gene Ontology annotation, cellular component: plasma membrane. The record is from RefSeq and is a predicted model, not a curated record. Gene Ontology annotation, biological process: G protein-coupled receptor signaling pathway. Gene Ontology annotation, molecular function: G protein-coupled receptor activity.
AUGAGGCUACGAUUUGUAGCAUUUCUGGUGGAUCCUGAAAGCAAGGAAAUGGCAUUAUUUAGAAAGGUGUGGAUCAUGACUUCAAAGAUUGAUUUUGCACUGUCAGGCAUUCAAAUGAAAUCAGAUCUCAAGAUGUACCAUGGGGCUAUUUCCUUCACUGUUCACUCAAGAGCAGUUGCAGGUUUCAAGGAGUUUCUUCAGGCCAUAAAUCCUUUUUCAGACUGCAGAGAUGGGUUUCGGCAAUAUGUUUGGGAACAAUCAUUUGAUUGUUCAUUUCCAAAAGCAGAGUUACAAGCAAUGGACAAUACUCAGUGCACUGAGGAGAUGAAGCUGGAGAAUCUUCCUGGGCCUGUGUUUGAAAUGGAAAUGUCUGGCCAGAGCUACAGUGUCUACAAUGCUGUUUAUGCUGUGGCUCAUGCUUUGCAGUCUCAUUACACAUUGAGAUUCAAUAGGAAGAAAACUAUGAUGGGUAAAAAAACUGAUCUUCCAAAUCUGCACCCUUGGCAGAAAGGGGAAGCAACAGGUGGAUUCGAUAUUACCAACUUGAUCACUUUUCCAAAUAGAUCCUUUCAACGAAUUAGAGUUGGAAAGCUGGAUCUACAGGCUCCAAACGGGAAGGAAUUAUCCAUUGAUGAAGAUAUGAUUGUCUGGAAUACAGCUUUUAACCAGGUUCCUCCACUUUCUCGAUGUAAUGACCCUUGUAUCCCUGGAUCCUGGAAGAAAGGGAUUGAGGUGGAUCAGUUCUGCUGCUAUGACUGUGUUCCAUGCCCAGAAGGGAAGAUUUCAAAUCUAAAUGAUAUGGAUGACUGUUUCGAAUGUUCAGAAGAUCAUUAUCCAAAUGAAGAAAAGAAUGGAUGUAUCCUGAAACUGGUGAUAUUUCUAACCUUUGAAGAAACUUUAGGAAUUGGUUUGGCCUCAGCAGCUCUUGGUUUCUUCUUCUUGACAUCUUUGGUACUUGGAACUUUUAUUAAGCACAGGGAUACUCCCAUUGUCAGAGCCAACAACCAGUCACUCACCUACACCCUGCUUGUCUCUCUUCUGCUCUGUUUUCUUUCCUCUUUAGUCUUUCUCAGCCAACCUGGCAAAGUAACCUGCCUUCUCCGACAAUCAAUGUUUGUCAUCACUUUCUCAGUAGCUAUUUCUAGUGUACUAGCCAAAACCAUCACUGUAGUUGUGGCUUUCAUGGCCACUAAACCCGGUUCUCAGAUGAGGAAAUGGGUGGGGAAAAGAUUGGCUUUUUCUAUUGUCCUUUCAUGCUCCAUCAUCCAAGUGUGUAUUUGUAGUAUUUGGUUGUUGACAUCACCCCCUUUCCCUGAGUUGGACAUGCACUCAGAGCUCCAAGAAAUGAUUUUACAGUGCAAUGAGGGGUCAGCUUUCUUCUUCUACUGUGUCUUGGGCUACAUGGGUAUCUUGGCCAUCGCCAGUUUUAUUGUGGCUUUUCUUGCCCGUAAAUUACCUGACAGCUUUAAUGAAGCCAAGUUCAUCACCUUCAGCAUGUUGGCCUUUUGCAGUGUGUGGAUCUCCUUCUUUCCAGCCUAUCUGAGCACAAAAGGAAAAGCCAUGGUAGCUGUGGAGGUCUUCUCCAUCUUGUCCUCCAGCACUGCAUUACUGGGAUGCAUAUUCUUGCCAAAAUGCUACAUCAUUGUUUUGCGGCCAGACCUCAACCACAGGGAGCAACUCACAAAGAGGAAUUAGUACAUCCCUGACAGGAACCGUGACACAGUGAUUUUUUCUUCUAACCAAACCUGGAGGUGUGUGUGGGGGUAGAGGUUGGAAUGCAUUGCCAGACAAAACACUGAUCUUUCUCUUGGGAACCAAGGUCAUCUCCACAAGUGUCAGAUGAAGAACGGUAGUGCCUAAAAAGCCUGCCUAGAAUGUGACCAGUAACACUUGGGGAGGGAAUCAUUUGCUAUUUUAAUUACACUGAAAUGCUGGAAAAUGUUUAGAGUUGGUUUUCCAUUUAAGUGUGCCGAUAUGAUGUACCCAAUAAAGAAGCUCUUUGUGGAAGA